This is a messenger RNA of Exaiptasia diaphana, 2127 nucleotides long. RefSeq lists its product as uncharacterized. The coding region runs from base 85 to 2127 and encodes 680 amino acids. The transcript has 2 exons. Gene Ontology annotation, biological process: DNA integration. Gene Ontology annotation, molecular function: nucleic acid binding. NCBI's taxonomy places the organism in Eukaryota, Metazoa, Cnidaria, Anthozoa, Actiniaria, Aiptasiidae. The record is from RefSeq and is a predicted model, not a curated record.
GGAUUGCCAGGUAUCAUUUGCAUAGCAGAUGACAUUGUUGUCUACGGUCAGGACGACAAGACACAUGACCAGAAUUUAAUUCAAAUGAUGGAACGCACCAAGGAGCGAGGACUGUCACUGAACUCUGACAAAUGCCACAUCAGGCAAUCCAGCAUCGGUUUCUAUGGACACAUUCUAACCAGUGAAGGGAUUAAGCCAGACCCAUCAAAGGUUUCUGCUAUCAAGGACAUGAAAGCUCCACAGAACAUUACACAGUUACAAUCUUUCCUCUCAUCAGUGAAAUAUCUGGGCUCGUUCACCCCAGACCUCUCAAACCUCUGCGCACCGCUCAACAAACUCACUCGAAAGGACACAGACUUCCAGUGGGGACCUGAGCAACAAACAGCCUUCGAAACCAUCAAAGAGUCAAUUGCCUCAAUCACAGUACUUGCRUACUUUGAUUCAAAGAAACCAGUGAGAAUUCAAUGUGAUGCAUCYAUGGAAGGUCUUGGUGCUGUCCUGUACCAGAACGACAAACCAGUUGUAGUUGCAAGCAAGACAUUGACAAGCACUGAACAGAACUAUUCAAACAUCGAAAGAGAAAUGCUUGCUAUUGUCUUCUCACUAACACGGUUCCACCACUACACAUACGGACGUCAUGUGACAGUUGAAUCUGAUCACAAACCCCUCGAAUCUAUUACAAAGAAGYCAGUCUCAUCAGCCAGCCCACGAAUCAAACGUAUGUUAUUAAAGACUCAACCCUACGACUACACAGUCAACUAUGUUCCUKGCAAGAAAAUACCUGUCCCAGACAUGCUCUCCAGAUCACCACUCCCAGGGCCAGAAAUACCUAAUCUCGAUGUGAGCAUCGGAUCACUUGCUCACAUGACAACUAGUCGUCUGGAGAAGGUCAAAGCGGCAACGCUUCUUGACCCAUUACUUCAAAAGCUCACUCGUCAGGUCAUGAUUGGUUGGCCCGAGCACCGACAAAAUUGUGAAUCUAGCCUUCACCAAUUUUGGAACUUUCGUGAUGAAAUUUCAAUAAUUGAUGGCAUUCUCAUGAAAGGUGAUCGUAUAAUCAUACCUGAAACAUGUCAAGAAGAAAUUCUUCGUCAGAUUCACACUGGACAUCAAGGCAUUGAGAAAUGCAGGCUCCGUGCCAGACGAGCCGUCUACUGGUGUAAAAUCGACAAAGAUAUUGAGGAUAUCGUCAAGAGAUGCCCUACAUGCCAACACCACCAAGUCUCCAACUCGAAAGAGACUAUCAUUCAACAAGAAGCUCUCAGACCAUGGGAAGUUGUUUCAACAGACUUGUUCUACUGGAACAAUGCAAAUUACUUGUUAACCAUUGACAACUUCUCUUCAUAUUUUGUUCUGAGAAAAUUAUCAUCAACUCGCUCAUCAGAUGUGAUCAACAAGCUCAAAGUUAUAUUCUCAGAGUUUGGCAUACCACGCAAGGUUAUAAGCGACAAUGGACCACAAUACUCUUCGCAAGAGUUUGCUAACUUCAGUACCGAAUANGGAUUUGAACAUUCAACAAGCAGUCCGCACUAUCACCAAGCAAAUGGCAAAGUUGAACGUUUUGUUGCCACUGUAAAGAACACUCUACAAAAAUGUAAUGAAACAAAAGAAGACCCAGCGAUGGCACUCCUAGCUGUUCGUAACACUCCAAUUGCCUCCAAUCUACCUUCGCCAGCACAACUCAUGUUUCAACGCAAAAUUGAUGAUGGACUUCUAUUAAAAUCUUCUACUCAUGACAACUCAUCUGAAGUUCUCACUCAACACAGGCAACGCCAUAUCCAACAAUACAACAGCAAAGCACAUGACAAGCCAGACCUUGAAAUUGGCCAAAGUGUUCGCAUACAAAACCCUACUACCAAACUAUGGGACCCAGCUAUUGUCACACAAAAGCUAUUAGAGCCAAGAUCUUAUGAAGUGGAAGCCAGCAAUGGAGCAACUUAUCGCCGUAACAGAAGGCACAUAAACACUACAGGAGAAGUCUUUACAAAGAAGGAACCACCGACAGAUGAUACACAAGAACCAACACCAGAUGCCAAGCCCAUUGUAUCUACUCAAGAUGUUCCACCUGGAGCCACUAUUACCCGAUCAGGACGCAUUAGCAAACCACCAAAAAAACUUGAUUGUUGA